UUCAUAUGUAAACGUAAACGACGGUUAUAAGUAGACUGAUCCUGGGCUGCUAUAAAAACGUGGAAUAUUAUUAUUUAUAAAAUAGAUUAUUGCCUGAGGAUAUUCGUGGAAAUCACUUACCACUAAUCGUUUAUUACGGAAUUCGGACCAUAAAUACAUUUAAGAAGGACAACAACAUUAAUUACAGAACUUGAUAAACACAAUAAAUUGUUAUUCGAAUCUGUUGUCAACUUAUUGCUUGGAAAGGAUGUCUGCCAGUGAGAUUGGCAAAAUGAAAUGCGAGUCAGUUAUAAAGAUGGGGUUGAUCGAGAGCUUUAGGAAUCUCGAAAUCAUAUUAAAACCCAGCGAACAAUUCCUUCAAAUUUACGGAUUGUCAUUUAAAUUUUAUAAAAAUCGAAAAGAAUUUAGCAACACGCAAAUCAAAAUAAUGGAAAGUAAGAUGAGUAAGCUGUUUUAUAAAAUAAUCUACUCAAAGAUCACAGACCUGGAUGAUACUGUAACUCUUGCAACAGCUUAUUAUAAUGUAUGUAACGCAUAUAUUUUGUCCGAUCAGAAGAAAGAACUAUCUAUAGCUAAAAAUUUUAUUCUGCAUUGUUUGGAUUUAAUGAAAGAUAAAGAGCUGGAUCCAAAAUUUAUUUUGCUAGGUUUGAAAGCCCAUUACGGUUUAGGCUUUCUUUAUGAUAAACUAAACAAACCAAAAGAAACGAUACAUAUGUAUGAUAAAGCUAUAAGCUUAUAUUUUGCAUAUACAAAUGAUGAAAAUCAUUCUCUUAUUGAUUUUAAAGACAUUGUUGUUAAGUCACGUAUACCGCUACGUCAUCAAGAGGCGCUAAAGAAUAUGUAUAUAAUAAUUUUAACUUCAUUAGUACAGGUGCAUACGGAUAUUAAGCCAAGAAACAACCCGAGCCUAAUAAUGUCCAUUCAUUUUCUUUUAGUUGCUGAAUGGCAUAGAUUACCGCAAACGAAAACAUAUUUUAAGUGGAUUGAUCGAGCAAUAACAUUAUGUUAUCAUUUAUUAAUGUACAACUGUUUUAAAGAAGCCCAAUAUUAUUUCACUGUUGCAAUUUAUCUGAGAGUAAUCUACUUUGAUAGAAAAUGUAACUGUAUCAGGAAAAAAGAAACUUUCAUCAAAGUAUGCGAGUGGUGUAAUCAGAGUAUAGCUAUGGUUCCCUUAUUUGCUCGUUAUCAGGUUAAGCAUGCAAUUACGCUUUUCCGUAAAUCAGCGGAACGAUUGCUAUCGUUAAAAAGAGACAACGUUUCCGACAAUUUAAAAUUAGAAGAUUUUACAAAGUCAAAAGACCAAUUUUUGCAGGAAUUACUAUUAUUUUCCGGAGUAGAAAAUGAGUAUUUAGUUCCUCGUGAGUUCAAAAUGGUAAUGUCUGAAUACAUCUCAGAUUAUAAUAAUGCCCAGCAAAUAUUUAGUAGAAUUCUUAAUUUAUUGUACGGUAUGGGGAUAGUUUUUAAUAAGGGGGAUAUAAAAAUAUACGAAAAUAUUGUAUUAGACAUCUGUAAAGCGUAUAAAUAUAUGGCAUUGUUUGAAAAAGACACGUCCAGUCGGAUAUUGUUACAAAGACGUCGCGCAGAAAUUUUAUGCGAUACAAUAGUAUUUAUACGUUUGAGAACUCAUAAUGUACCGAAAUUUUUUCUACUUCAACUCGCAAUUAUUUACUCAACUUUAAUAGAUAUAAAGUUUGAAAAUUUGGACACAGAUUAUUUACUAUUUACUCCAUUAAGCCAUAACAAUCUUAUUAGUGAAAUUAACGAUUUAUUAAACGAGGGCUUGACGAAUUUAUUCUUUUAUAUGAAUAAUACUUAGAUAUUACGAUAGACAAUAAAUUUGACAACAGAUCAAAUUCUUUAUUGAUUUCACAUUGACAGGAGUAUAUACAACAAUAUAUUCAUCGUUACGAUAUUAAAAAUAAAGAAAAAAACAAGGUUAUCUAUAAAAUACAGUUUAGAGAACAAAAAUUUU
Odontomachus brunneus is the source of this 1972-nucleotide messenger RNA. RefSeq lists its product as uncharacterized. Lineage: Eukaryota; Metazoa; Arthropoda; Insecta; Hymenoptera; Formicidae. Gene Ontology annotation, molecular function: protein binding. The transcript is spliced from 3 exons. The record is from RefSeq and is a predicted model, not a curated record. Bases 248 to 1816 code for a protein of 522 amino acids.